AUGGAUCACACUCACGCUCAAAUUCACAUAGUAGAAGUAACAAGGAACGCAGUUCACCUUCACCCCCCAAAACCAUUGCCUAGCAUCCCCCGUGAGGAUACAAUCGGUCCACCUCCGCCUUCUCCUCCAGCCAGCGUAGACGAGUCACCCGACAAUCUAUCGUCCUUAUUCCCAGUAAGACUCUCCAAGUCAGACCCACUCCCGAAAGGCAUCGAAUCAGAUAUCGACGUAGAGUUGGAUACAGCCACUAUAAACAACGGCCUCCUCCACCCACCCACACGUCCUGUACGGCGCAACACGACGGGCUCUGCGCGCCGUCCCCAUCCACCUCCGUCUACAUAUGUUGCAACCGGAGAACUGGAGGAUGACAUCCAAAUCCAAGCAGAGCAGAUUCGCCGUGAAAGAAAGCGAAAGCAGGCUGCCGAAGUCGCCGCAGCAGCUGUCGUCGAAGUGGCUCAGAAACAGGACGAGCUUCCCUUGGUGGGCAACUUGAUAGGAGAGGACCACGCAAACUACGUCCUUAUGUACAACAUGCUGACGGGGAUCAGGAUAGCUGUCUCACGAUGCCAGGCAAAGAUAAAACGACCCCUUACUGAGCAGGAUUUUACCGCAGGCAUAAAUACUCUUUCGAUAUGUACCGUUGGGAACGAACUUACUCCCUCUGCGAGAUACGACUUCAAAUUCAAAGACUAUGCCCCUUGGGUGUUCCGGGAACUCCGCGAAGACCACUUCUCUCUGGACCCCGCAGAUUACCUCCUCUCCCUCACAUCCAAAUACAUCCUGUCCGAACUCACCUCCCCAGGCAAAAGCGGCUCUUUCUUCUACUUCUCCCGCGACUACCGCUUCAUCAUAAAGACUAUCCGGCACGCGGAACACAAGUUCCUCCUUCGUGUUCUCCCGCAGUACUGGGAGCACGUGAAAGCGAACCCUCAUACUUUGUUAAGCCGAUUUUAUGGACUUCAUCGGGUAAAGCUUCCCAGGGGACAAAAGAUUCAUUUCGUGAUCAUGAACAACUGUUCCCGCCUCACAAAGACAUCCACGAAUCUUACGAUCUCAAAGGGAGUACUGUUGGGCGCAUCGUGCCACCUGCAAACUGGUGCAGAAUCUCGCGCGGUGCAGAAGGAUUUGAACUGGAUCGAUAGUAAUAGGGUGCUGGAGCUUGGUCCGGAGAAGAGGGCCCUUUUAACGGAGCAAAUGUUGAGGGAUCUGGGGGUUAUGGACUAUAGUUUACUCGUUGGGCUUCAUUGGGGGAAUAGGGGGAAUAGGGAGAAUGUGAGAGGGAGCACGCUGAGGGUAUUUGAGCCCUCAGUCCCACCCAUCCGACGCAAAACCACGCAAACGAAAGACGGGCGGUCCCCUGAAGCGAUAGCUAUGCGCCGAAUCAUGCGUGCAUCUGAUCCGCACCAGUUAGGAACGACACUUGAUCUCCCGGAUUCGCCUUCUCCGUCAAUGCAAACCCAACCCCAUCCCACUCAAGACCGCGAUCAUUUUCUCUUCUACCAAGACGAAGGAGGCCUUCAAGCGACAGAUGAAAGCAACGAGGAGAUGGACGUCAUUUAUUAUUUGGGAAUUAUUGAUAUUUUGACGCCGUAUGGGGGGUUAAAGAAGUGUGAGCAUUUUUGGAAGGGGUUGAGCGCUGAUCGGGUCCCGCCUUCUGAAUACGCGGACCGAUUCUUUGGGUUCAUGAAAGCUAUCAUGCGUGGAGGAGAGGGUGGGGCGCGAUUCAAGCCUGAGUGA
Molecule: messenger RNA, 1737 nt
Organism: Suillus subalutaceus
Lineage: Eukaryota; Fungi; Basidiomycota; Agaricomycetes; Boletales; Suillaceae
Exons: 8
Coding region: 1-1737 (578 amino acids)
Biological process (GO): phosphatidylinositol metabolic process
Molecular function (GO): phosphatidylinositol kinase activity
Source: RefSeq, a predicted model, not a curated record